AUGUGUCGCACAUAUCAAAUUAUUCAAACGGGCCUGAUGACUACGAGUUUGAUUCUGCUGCCUUCCGCAAAGAUGUAUCGAAAAUUGCAGCGGCAGAUCUCAGAACGACAUUUUGUUGCUGAGAGAGAGAAUAAGGAUCAGCUGACGAACCUGGAGCUGAAUAUCCGGAAGAUAACGAACUCGGUUUUGACUAUCGGAACGGGAUAUUUCUUGAGCACAUUGCAAUCACUGUACGACAGGAUGAAGGAUGAGGAUGUGGAAGCAAGUCAAAGAAAGAAGUUCUCGAUGAAUAACUUACCAGUGGGAUGCUAUCUUCUCCAGCUCGAUGACGGCGACGAACGCGAUCCAAACACGUCGUCGGGCUGGCACGCAAAUAGACUAGGGCGGGUGAAUCACGAAUUUCUCGCUAUGUCUCUGCGUAAAGCGAAAUUCGACUUGCAGUCGACACACCCACCUUCUGUUGAUUAG
Opisthorchis viverrini is the source of this 468-nucleotide messenger RNA. RefSeq lists its product as hypothetical. The transcript is spliced from 7 exons. The coding region runs from base 1 to 468 and encodes 155 amino acids. The record is from RefSeq and is a predicted model, not a curated record. Lineage: Eukaryota; Metazoa; Platyhelminthes; Trematoda; Opisthorchiida; Opisthorchiidae.